Stylophora pistillata is the source of this 2067-nucleotide messenger RNA. RefSeq names its product thyrotropin receptor. The record is from RefSeq and is a predicted model, not a curated record. Gene Ontology annotation, cellular component: plasma membrane. Gene Ontology annotation, molecular function: G protein-coupled peptide receptor activity; protein binding. Gene Ontology annotation, biological process: hormone-mediated signaling pathway; activation of adenylate cyclase activity; adenylate cyclase-activating G protein-coupled receptor signaling pathway. NCBI's taxonomy places the organism in Eukaryota, Metazoa, Cnidaria, Anthozoa, Scleractinia, Pocilloporidae.
AUGCCUUGCAUCUUGGUACGACGUAUUCUGAGUCGUAAAUUCCAACAGUUCUUGGGCUAUUUGAUAGAAAAGUGGGGACGAAAUCAAAACAAUGAAGGCCAAGAUGAGGGCAUGGAAAUGCGAGUCAUCGAAGAAGUUCUAAUCAAUCGAGAAGCAGAGAGUGACGACAGCGAUGACAGUGAUGACGAAUCGAAAGAUCAAAGAGAGCAUGAGCAAAACGCAGAGCAGACCGAUCGUGAAGAGCCUGGAGAGAGAGAUGAGACUGAACAGGGAGAAGAACCAGAGGAUGACCAAGAAGACCAAUCAGAGCAGAGAGACGAACCUGAAAAACGAGAAGAAAAAUCUGAAGAACAUGAGGAUGACAUGGAAGAUGAGCCUGACAAACAAGAAGAAUCGAAAAACGACUGCAAAGAGUCCAAAGGACACGUUGAAGAUAACAUUGAAGAUGAGCCUGACAAACAAGACGAAGAACCAAAAAAGGACUUCGAAGAAUCUGAGAAGCAAGCUGAAGAUGGCAUGAACGAGGAAGCUGGGGAAGACGAGCAGUUUAUCGCGAAUAAGGAUAAACACAAAGCACAUGAAAAUCUCCCAGCAGCCUCAGGGCGAGAGUCUCCAAGAGCACCGCUGGCCACGUUCGACGAUGACAGCGACCUUGAUCAGUUUUACGAAGCGAUCGAUGGCAUAAAAGAAACGAGUGUGUAAUCAAUAACAUUGUAUUCUCAGAGGAGUGCAUUCUUUGUGAAACAAAUUUAAUUUGGAAUUUAUUAAGUAGUUACCCGCGGUCGUUUUCGUAAAUAACGUCAAAAUACAGUUGCCUUAAAGUUAUCAACUCGAGAGGUCAUUCCAAAAGACUGGCAGAUAGAGUUACCCGUUACAUUAAUCUCUAAGGGUUUUUCCUUGAUAAGUAGUUAACCUUUGAGUAGUCUUUUAUAAAUUUAUUUCAGAUGUAGAUUGAAUUUUAGUUCACUUAGUGCUAAGUGUAGAAAAAGUAGCAGCAUAGCAAGCUGUUUAAUAUAUAGGGUCUGAUCUGAACAGCGGGCAAACUUAAUAGGCUGCUAGGGAAAAGAUUACUCUCGCCCCUUAUUUACAUGUCAGUUGUUAAAAAUGGUAAGAUUUUAACUACACUGCUGUGUUUUUUGGCAUUGCUAAGCCAUAAAUCAUAUUUAUACAAUCUAACGCUGACAUCAGUAGAUGGCUGUGUUGUAUCACAUUGCUAGGCCAUUAAUCAUAAUUAUUCAAUUUAAAUCAGUGACAAUAUAUUGCUAUCUUACUUAUGAUUUCUUUUAUUCAAUCUUAACGUCUUAUGAUAUAUUUUGUAGAUGGCUUGUUGUACAGCAAUACUAAGCCAUAAUUUGCAUUUAUUCAAUUUGUAGUCACCAUCAGUAUCUUACCUACAGUAAGCAUUCAGUAACAGGUUGUGUUGUAUAGCAAUGCUAAGCCAUGAAUCAUACUUAUUCAACCUGAAGUUAUCUUAGUUAUGAUUUUGUGAUCACAGUGGUAAUAUCUGAUAUGUUUAGUAGAUGGCUGUCUUGUAAUACAAUGCUUAAAGCCAUCAAUCAUAUUUAUUCAGUCUAAAUCUACUAAUGAUAUCUUACUCACGAUUUAUUUCAUCGCAAUUGUAACUUCCACUAUGUUUAGCAGAAGGUUGUGUAGUUUAACAAUGCAAGGCCUUGAGUUGUAUUUAUCCAAUUUGAAGUUGCUUUCGAUAUCUUACUCUUGAUUUGCUCCAAAAUAUAUGCUAGAUCUUAAGUAAUUAGUAGAUGGCAGCAUUACUUGACAAUGUUAUGCCAUAAAUUUUAUUUACCCCACGGCACGCAUGUACUAAGUGCUCAGGUCAGAUGAUGCAUGUGUAUCUGGCUCACAUAUUUAUUAAUUUGGAUUUUUUGCUCUCUCUACUCCUAAGUAAAUUUUGCAGAAGCUCGUACAAAUUGAAAGAAAAAAAAGGGUGUUACUGACGUAAUAAAGAAAGACAGGAAGACAAACAUCAACUGAGUGAUAUGUAUCAGUCAAACCUAGGUUGGUAAACUGUCAACUAUCCAGUGAAGUCACUGUAUAUUGUCAAGCAUA